This is a messenger RNA of Dinoponera quadriceps, 1463 nucleotides long. It is a transcript of the gene Hmgcl, whose product is annotated as hydroxymethylglutaryl-CoA lyase, mitochondrial. Gene Ontology annotation, biological process: ketone body biosynthetic process; L-leucine catabolic process. The record is from RefSeq and is a predicted model, not a curated record. Lineage: Eukaryota; Metazoa; Arthropoda; Insecta; Hymenoptera; Formicidae. The transcript has a single exon. Gene Ontology annotation, molecular function: hydroxymethylglutaryl-CoA lyase activity. The coding region runs from base 253 to 1257 and encodes 334 amino acids.
UCAUUAGUCUUCUUUAUAGCUGCAUUUCUGAACUAGUGCAGUAAGUUGAAGUGAGACAAUUAUAUAUUUUCUCAUUUAGACUUAUCGCACCAGUUCAGCAGUUAUAAAGAACAAACCACAUAUACCCGCUUUAACCAUCAAUAAUUCACAGCGAUUUUAAUUCUAUUAAUAAUAAUAUCGCGUAGUGUGUUAUAUUUUUAAGCCACACGCUUUUAAAGCAAGCAGCAAUAGCAAAGUGAAAGCAAAGUAAAGAUGCACGCGAUAACUGAAUUGCUUCUGAAACGUACGAUAUCGCUGCCGUCGAAGGUUUGUAGCUGCGUGAGAAGCUACGCAUCGGAAAAUAAUGACUUCGUGAAAGUAGUCGAGGUUGGACCGCGCGACGGUUUGCAAAAUGAAAAACAAAUAUUGCCUACCGAAGUGAAAAUUGAUUUCAUUAACAGACUGUCAAUCACCGGACUGAGGAGUAUCGAGGUAACGAGUUUUGUAUCGCCGAAAUGGAUUCCUCAGAUGGCGGAUAACGUACAAGUUUACCAGAAAAUCGAGAAAAAGAGCGGCGUGUCUUACCCGGUAUUGGUGCCAAACUUGAAAGGUCUGGAGAACGCUGUGCGUACUGGUGUGAAAGAGAUUGCCGUGUUCACUGCUGCAUCGGAGACCUUUUCCAAAACAAACACCAACUGCACCAUCAAAGAGAGCAUGGAGAAUAUAACGAGUAUCAUAGAGGAAGCUAAGAAGCAAAAUAUCAAGGUCAGGGGUUACGUGUCCUGCAUUGUUGGUUGUCCCUACGAAGGCGAUACCAAGCCAAAGAUCACAGCGUAUUUAGCUUCAACACUGUUGGAUCUUGGAUGUUAUGAAGUCUCCUUGGGCGAUACUAUAGGCACAGGGACACCCAGUAAAAUUGAACGUGUUUUAAAUGAGUUACUCUGUAUAUCACCACAUGAUAUGAGUCAUUAUGCAUUACAUUGUCACGACACAUAUGGACAGGCUCUGGUAAACAUAUAUGCAGGUCUUAAAAAGGGCAUAAGGGUCUUUGAUUCUUCAGUCGCUGGGCUUGGCGGAUGUCCAUAUGCCGCAGGUGCAUCGGGAAAUGUCGCCACAGAAGAUCUGCUGUAUCUUCUGAAUGGACAAGGUUUAGAGACUGGUAUAGAUUUCGAUAAAAUAGUAGAGAUUGGUGAUUAUAUCAGCAAGUAUCUUAGUAGAACAAAUAACUCUAAAAGUGGAGCAGCUAUACUUGCCAAACAGAAUCGUCAAAAGUGCUAGUCAUAAUGUGCAAAUCUGAUAUUUUAAAGAAGCAAACUCUCUCUCUCUCUCUCACACACUCAUAUGAAAUUAAUUUUACAUUCCAAAUAGCAUCCGCAAUAUAAAUUGAUAUAAUUCCAUAAAAAAAUGUACAAGAAAGCAGAUCAAUUUUAUAACUCAUUUCGUAAUUAUAAAUAAAUAUUUCUAUUUCUAUAUAUUCUACAGAA